Gastrolobium bilobum is the source of this 1689-nucleotide messenger RNA. RefSeq lists its product as uncharacterized. The record is from RefSeq and is a predicted model, not a curated record. The transcript has a single exon. Lineage: Eukaryota; Viridiplantae; Streptophyta; Magnoliopsida; Fabales; Fabaceae. The coding region runs from base 1 to 1689 and encodes 562 amino acids.
AUGCGGGUUCAAGAAGUUGUUGAUGAUUUGACACAGUAUAAGGAAGACAGUAAUCGGCGUUUUGAGCAGAUGUUGGAGUUGAUCGAUAAGCGUUUUCAGAUGAUGGAGACUUCGUUUCGCGAGAUGAUGAUCCAAACGUCGAAAGCGAAUUCUGAGACACAUUCUCCGGAGAGUUCGUCUCAACCUCAUCGUGUUGUUCAUCAACAUACGUUGCAUAUGGAUGAUUCUCGUUCGGUUUUAAAGUUUGUUAAAACUGAAAUUCCCAAAUUUGAUGGGAAGGAACCUAAUACAUGGAUUUUUCAGACAUCAUUAUUCUUCAAGAUACAUCAAGUUCCAGAGAAUUUGAAAGUAGAGUUGGCUGGCCUGCGUAUGGAUGGAGCAGCAGCAGAUUGGUAUCAAUGGGUUUUUCGGAGCGGCUUCAUCAAUUCUUGGGAAGAGUUUAAGGUUGCUGUUGGCCAGAGAUUUGGUCCAUCUCAGUAUAAAGAUGUUCGUGGUGUGCUCUCCAAAUUGUUGCAGACCGGAUGCUUGAAGGAUUACAUGGCAGAUUUCCAAAAGCUCAUGAAUCAGGUAUCUAAUAUUAGUGAUGAUUUGUUGAUGACAUUUUUCAUUUCGGGUUUACAAGCUGAUCUUCAAGGGGCUGUUCAAUUGAGAGGGCCUUCUUCACUCCAUAAUGCUAUGCAAUUGGCAAUUGCAUAUGACAGCCACCAUGUGGAAUUGCGUUCGUCAGUUUCUAAUGUUCCGAAGAAACCUUUUUAUCGUUCUCAUUCCACGGGAACGAUGGAAAAACCAUCACAUAGUGCACAAUUGGCUUUACCUGCUUCUACAACUUUACCUGCUUCUACCACUUUACCUGUCAAGAAACUGUCUCCAGAAGAGUUGCAAAAAAAAAGAGAUUUGGGUAUUUGUUAUACAUGUGAUGCCAAGUGGAAUACAAAACAUCGUUGUCCAGCAAAGAUGUUGAUUUUAAUAGGAGAACCUGAGGAUUCAGAUGUAGAAUUAGAGGAGGAGAUUGUUUGGGGAAAAACAGAACCAGAGGGAAUUAGGACUGAUGCUGCCUUGCAUUCUUUUUCGGGUCAUGAUGCUAAGUCUUUAGUAUUAUUGGCAUUUGUGAAGGGGAAGGAAGUGCAGGUACUUAUUGAUUCAGGCAGUUCCCAUAAUUUCAUUAAUAGGGAAUUAGCUGAAGCAAUGCAGCUACCAAUGGUGAAGUCUUCUAGGAUGAGGGUUUUUAUGGGAAAUGGGGAUUUCCUACUGUGUGAAAAGAAAUGUCCUCAAGUGCCUUUGCUCAUUCAAAGUCAUGUUUUUCACACUGAUUUGCAUGUUGUGGAUUUAACUGAUUUAAGUAUCAUUUUAGGAAUGCAGUGGCUUGUUACUUUGGGCCGUGUCACUCACAAUUAUGGUGACCUUUCCAUGGAGUUUUCUUGGCAGAAUGAAAUGGUGUUGUUACAAGGUGUUCAUUCUCACAUAGAAUCAGUUCCAGCAAGCAAGGGAGAAGCUGUCUGUAAUACAUUGACCUUGCAAAGGUCAGCAGCAGGAGACACUGAGGUACACUCUGAUUUCUUAUUGUUGAAAAAUAAGGUUCCUGCUGCAUUGUGGAACAUCUUGGUGUGCCGUCAAAGGGUAUUUGAUAUACCGAAAUCCUUACCUCCUUUUCGAGACUUAGAUCAUGCUAUUCAUUUAGUUGAUGAGUGA